AUGAGUCGCCGGAUCUUUGGUUUGGCGCUUGUGGUCGGUUUCGGUGUCUUGAACGGCUAUGUGACCUUUCAGCCUGCGUUUGAUGACCUAGAAAGAGAGAAGUGGAAACAAGGCGAAUCGGCAGCUGCUGAUCUUCCGACAGACAUGGUUGAAAUUCAGACGCAGUCGACCCAACCCAAUGCCAAUGGCACUGUGAAUCCCAGCAAGGAUGUCUUGAACAAAUGA
Messenger RNA from Exophiala bonariae, 225 nucleotides. RefSeq lists its product as uncharacterized. Bases 1 to 225 code for a protein of 74 amino acids. The transcript has 3 exons. The record is from RefSeq and is a predicted model, not a curated record. Lineage: Eukaryota; Fungi; Ascomycota; Eurotiomycetes; Chaetothyriales; Herpotrichiellaceae.